This is a messenger RNA of Lactuca saligna, 501 nucleotides long. NCBI's taxonomy places the organism in Eukaryota, Viridiplantae, Streptophyta, Magnoliopsida, Asterales, Asteraceae. The record is from the annotation of a GenBank genome assembly.
AUGAGUGAAUUCCAUAAUGUUGUUGAUGUAGAUGAACAUGGAAUCUUGAACAAUCAUUCAAAAGAUGAAGGGACUGACAUGGUUGAUGAUGAGUUGGAAGUUAUUGCCAUUGAUGAUUAUCAAUUUGCAGGAUUUCAUGAAGAUGAUAGGAAGAGAUUGCUAAAAGAGUUGAGUAAGUCAAGUACAUGCUCACAUGGAGAGGUUCAUGUUAAACCAUUUCAGAUUGGCCAGGUCUUCAAAACCAAGCUUGAUGUUAAAAACUACAUGAACUCACAUGCUGUAGCAACAAGGAGGUCUUUAUACCUAGCCAAAAAUGACAAAAUCCGGAUUGGGGUGAAAUGUAAGGGUGUUGUAGUCGACGACCAUAGCUGUGCACCAGGUUACUUUGUCCACCCUUUUCUCCGUCAACGUUGUCAUUGCCGCCCGACUGGGAUUCUUCCCCGACGCAUCUGCCCUCCUCUCUCUUGGCCUCUUUACUCAUUUUCUUCACCAAAAAGAUAA